AUGGCGACUUCCAUCACGGCGAACUUCGGCGACGGCAACUACAUGGUGGCGUUUGAUGAGGACGACAUCUUCACGACCUACACGGCGUCCGGGGACACCGUCAACAACUGGCUCAGCCUCAUCUACCGCAUCCACCGCCGCCGCCUCGACCGCCUCAUCGUCGGCCUUGAUGUGGAGUGGCGGCCCUCCUUCACGCGCGGCGUCCCGCGUGGCCCCGUCGCGCUGCUGCAGAUCUGCGUCGGCCGCCGCUGCCUCGUCUUCCAGAUCCUCCGCGCCGACUAUAUACCGGACGCCCUCCACGACUUCCUGGAGGACGACCGGUUCACCUUCGUCGGCGUCGGGAUCCACGGCGACGUGGGCAAGCUGAGGCACGAGUACGGCCUGGAGGUGGGAAGCUGGCAGGACCUGCGGUACCUCGCGGCGGAGAAGCUGGAGAAGCCGGCGCUGGAGAGCGCCGGGCUGCAGACCCUGGUGUGGGAGGUCAUGGACGUCUGGCCGGAGAAGCCGCACCACGUGCGCGUUAGCGCCUGGGACGCGCCGCGGCUGACGGCGGAGCAGCUGAUGUACGCGUGCGCCGACGCUUUCAUGUCGUUCGAGGUCGGCCGGAGGCUCUACGAUGACGACUACUAG
Messenger RNA from Lolium rigidum, 630 nucleotides. Its product is annotated as Werner Syndrome-like exonuclease. The transcript has a single exon. Gene Ontology annotation, biological process: nucleobase-containing compound metabolic process. Gene Ontology annotation, cellular component: nucleus; cytoplasm. Bases 1 to 630 code for a protein of 209 amino acids. Gene Ontology annotation, molecular function: 3'-5' exonuclease activity; nucleic acid binding. NCBI's taxonomy places the organism in Eukaryota, Viridiplantae, Streptophyta, Magnoliopsida, Poales, Poaceae. The record is from RefSeq and is a predicted model, not a curated record.